GUCUUCAGCGCCGCCGCGGAAAUCCUGACCUCGCGGGUCCUGGUGCUCCGGGACCUCGUCGACGGGGGCAUGGAAUUAGAGCUGGGGCGUGUGCAGGUGCGCGCGCUGCUGGUGGCGGUCUGGGACGUGCUGUGGAUUUGCAGGCCGUUGGUGCAGGCGGUGGGCGUCGACCUCGCCAAGGGCGUCCAUUGGCGCGUCUUCUGCUCUGACUUGUUUCGAGACGGCUACGCGCUCCACGGAGCCCCGGCCAGCUCCGUCGAGGUUCCCGCCCUGAGCCGCCGGAACGGCGGCGAUCUCGCGACGCCCUGCGUCGAGGCGCCCAGCGAGCCCGCCCAUGCCUGGGAGGGGCGAGGGGCUCGCGUCAAC
Messenger RNA from Prorocentrum cordatum, 366 nucleotides. The record is from the annotation of a GenBank genome assembly. NCBI's taxonomy places the organism in Eukaryota, Dinophyceae, Prorocentrales, Prorocentraceae.